UAUAUACAAGUAUAGAUAUAUAGAUAUUAUACACAAUUUGAAUUUGAAUUGAAUUUCAACAAAGAACUGAAGAAGCUUCAUCCCCUUGGGUAUCUCAGCAGCACCAGACCUACGAAUCGAAGAAGCUUGGAGCACAAGCCCCAAUCGAAUAAUCUAGGGUUUCACUGUUUCCAGUAACACACCAUAAUCCAUUCAACUGAAUCAAUCCGAUUACGUCAAUGGCGACUGAAUCAUCAGAAGGAGAAGAAGAAACGAAACUGACGGGCGGAACCCCGCAGCUGGUGGUGGACCGUGACCUCCGUGAGAUGGCCAAGAACGCCGCUUGGAGUGUAAGCUCUUGUAAACCCGGCAAUGGUGUGUCGUCUCUUCGAGAUGAUAAUUAUGAAACCUACUGGCAAUCGGAUGGUGCGCAACCACACCUUGUUAAUAUUCAGUUUCAGAAGAAAGUUAAGCUUCAAUUAGUGGCACUUUAUGUCGAUUUUAACCUUGAUGAGAGUUAUACGCCUAGUAAGGUUUCAGUUCGUGCUGGAGAUGGUUUUCAUAACUUGAAGGAGAUAAAAACUGUUGAACUUGUCAAGCCAAAUGGUUGGAUGAACAUACCUUUAUCUGGCAAUGAUCCUCGGGAAACUUUUGUAAACACGUUCAUGCUGCAGAUCGCUGUAUUGUCAAACCAUCUCAACGGGCGGGAUACGCACGUCCGCCAGAUAAAAGUUUUCGGACCACAACCGAACCCUAUACCAAACCAACCAUUUCAAUUUACUUCAACAGAAUUCAUUACUUACUCAACUAUCAGAUGAGGAACCUAAAUUUGCCUGCCCAAUUAAGUGCAGUACCAUCUUAAGUUUAAAGUCAAUUGUGUGUGAAUUUUCUAUCUUUUUCUUGUUGGAAAGAACGUGUACUGUACAACCAACAUCAAGCAUUUCUUUGUUCUUUUCGACCGUGUUGUUGGAAAGAACGUGUACUGUACAACAUCAUGCAUUUCUUUGUUCUUUUCGACCGUUUUACAUUUUGUCAAGAGUAUUCAACCAGUGAUACAUAUGAUUUUUUUUAAUUAAAGUUAAUAUUUAGAUUUGCCUUC
Molecule: messenger RNA, 1078 nt
Organism: Helianthus annuus (common sunflower)
Lineage: Eukaryota; Viridiplantae; Streptophyta; Magnoliopsida; Asterales; Asteraceae
Product: anaphase-promoting complex subunit 10
Exons: 7
Coding region: 219-797 (192 amino acids)
Biological process (GO): protein K11-linked ubiquitination; anaphase-promoting complex-dependent catabolic process
Cellular component (GO): anaphase-promoting complex
Source: RefSeq, a predicted model, not a curated record